Molecule: messenger RNA, 2780 nt
Organism: Cercospora beticola
Lineage: Eukaryota; Fungi; Ascomycota; Dothideomycetes; Mycosphaerellales; Mycosphaerellaceae
Gene: GLC3
Product: 1,4-alpha-glucan branching enzyme
Biological process (GO): glycogen biosynthetic process
Cellular component (GO): cytoplasm
Molecular function (GO): 1,4-alpha-glucan branching enzyme activity; hydrolase activity, hydrolyzing O-glycosyl compounds; cation binding
Source: RefSeq, a predicted model, not a curated record
CGACCAACACGCCGCCACCGCGCGCAGCAGCGAGUUUCUGGCCCAACAGCCCGCAGGACGUUUAUCUCGAUUGGUUGAGGAAAGUCGGACCGCUUCCCUGCAAUGACAUAGCUCUUGCGGUGGGGUUGAGCGCGAGAGCAUUGACGAUGGCCCAGCGUUGAGAGAGCUGCGCGCGAGACGCUGCCAAUAUUAUUGUUGCCAGAUCGCCCUCUCUUUCUGCGUGAACUUUCUCACUGACACUGCAUUCUGCUCACAAUUCCCAGUACACUCCUUUGCACUGCACGUCGUCUUCACGAGAAACCUCACUGCUGACAGACCCCAUCCUCGCCGCCGCCACUCACCAUGGCCGACAAACUGAACGAGACGUCGCCCGACAGCGUCAUGGCGAAGCCGAACGGGCAGGUGCCCAACGACGGCACGGGCAUCGUCCAGCUUGAUCCGUGGCUCGAGCCAUACACGGGCGCCCUCAAGUCGAGGUUCACGCAGACCCAGAACUGGAUCAAGACCAUCGACAAGCACGAAGGCGGUCUCGAGAAGUUCUCGCGCGGCUACGAGAAGUUCGGAUUCAAUGUGUCGCCAGACAACACCAUCACAUACCGCGAAUGGGCACCAUUUGCCCUGCGAGCCUACCUCAUCGGUGACUUCAACGAGUGGAACCGAGAUAGCCAUCAGAUGCAGCGAGAUGCAUUCGGUGUCUGGGAAAUCCAACUGCCCGCCGUCAAUGGCCAACCAGCAAUUCCUCACGACAGCAAAAUCAAGAUUAGCAUGGUGGUGCCAAACGAUGGGCAAAGAGUGGAGAAGUUGCCGGCAUGGAUAACUCGAGUGACACAAGAUCUGUCAGUCUCGCCCAUCUACGACGCACGAUUCUGGAAUCCGCCUCAGAAAUAUCAGUGGAAGAAUCCUCGCCCGGCGAAGCCACUCAGCGCACGAAUUUACGAAGCACACGUCGGUAUCUCGAGCCCGGACCCCAAGGUCGCUACGUACAAAGAGUUCACUCAAAAUACACUGCCUCGUAUUCGAGACUUGGGGUACAACACAAUUCAGCUCAUGGCCAUCAUGGAGCACGCCUACUACGCUUCGUUCGGCUAUCAGAUCAACUCCUUCUUUGCCGCAUCAUCGCGAUAUGGACAUCCAGACGAUUUGAAAGAGUUGAUCGACACAGCACACGGAAUGGGAAUCACAGUACUGCUGGAUGUCGUCCACUCGCAUGCUAGCAAAAACGUUGCAGACGGUCUCAACAUGUUCGACAACAGCGACCACCUCUACUUCCACGAGGGAGCUCGUGGCCGGCACGAGUUGUGGGAUUCGCGGCUCUUUAACUACGGGCAUCACGAAGUCCUGCGCUUCUUGCUGUCCAACUUGCGCUUCUGGAUGGAAGAGUACCAAUUCGAUGGCUUCCGAUUCGAUGGUGUCACCAGUAUGCUGUACAAGCACCACGGCAUUGGCACUGGCUUCAGCGGAGGCUACCACGAGUACUUCGGCCCCAGCGUCGAUGAGGAAGGCGUAGUCUACCUCAUGCUGGCCAACGAGAUGUUGCAUAACCUUUAUCCAGACUGCAUCACGAUCGCCGAGGACGUGAGCGGAAUGCCCGGUCUGUGUGUCAAGUUGAGCUUGGGUGGAAUAGGAUUCGACUACAGACUUGCCAUGGCUGUACCAGACUUGUACAUCAAGUGGCUUAAAGAGAAGCAAGACAUUGACUGGGACAUGGGAGCACUCUGCUUCACCUUGACGAAUCGUCGUCAUGGUGAGAAGACCAUUGCCUACGCAGAGAGUCACGAUCAAGCGCUGGUCGGCGACAAGACCUUGCUGUUCUGGUUGUGUGACGCCGAGAUGUACACCAACAUGUCCACUCUCACGCCUUUCACACCCGUCAUCGAGCGUGGAAUGGCGCUGCACAAGAUGAUCCGACUCAUCACACAUUCGCUCGGAGGCGAAGCCUACCUCAACUUCGAGGGCAACGAGUUCGGCCAUCCAGAGUGGCUGGACUUCCCUCGCGAGGGCAACGGCAACAGCUUCCACUACGCCCGCCGACAGUUCAACCUCGUGGAAGACAAGCUUCUCCGCUAUCACUUCCUGAACGACUUCGACAAGGCCAUGCAGUGGACCGAGCAGAAGUAUGGUUGGCUGCACUCACCUCAAGCAUAUGUCAGCCUCAAGAACGAAAAUGACAAGGUGGUCGUCUUCGAGCGUGCCGGCCUGCUGUUCAUUUUCAACUUCCAUCCUUCCAGCUCUUUCACAGACUACCGUGUCGGCGUUGAACAGGCUGGAACUUACAGAGUCGUCUUGAACACUGACGACCCGGCCUUCGGAGGUCUCGGACGAUCACAGAACGAUACCCGCUUCUUCACGACUGAUUUUGCGUGGAACAACCGCAAGAACUUCUUGCAAGUGUACAUUCCUACUCGCACAGCACUGGUUCUCGCACUCGAGGAAACCCUCGACCCGAACUGGAAGUCUCAGGUCUCGCUCGGAUACUGAGCGCAAUUUCACGAAAAUAGCAGACUGAUGAAAAGCUUCAUUGAGGUUUAAGCUAGGCGUUGGAAGGGGACAUCACAGUGUAUACUAUAGAUAUCCGGCGUUGACAGUACGUCCAAGGAGUGCAAGGCACUUGUUCGGCUUAACUAGAAGUUUGAUCCCGUGAUCGUUGCUGGAGAAUUGCGAUAAGGCGAUAUUUAUUCUAGUCCUUCUGCCACCUUUUUGCCGCUGCGAGUGCCAUAAUGCCAUGGCGACGGACAGUCACAUGCCGUCACCCAAGUUGCUAGUCACAAUUUUUAUGCCGG